Molecule: messenger RNA, 877 nt
Organism: Rhipicephalus sanguineus (brown dog tick)
Lineage: Eukaryota; Metazoa; Arthropoda; Arachnida; Ixodida; Ixodidae
Product: BEN domain-containing protein 5-like
Exons: 5
Coding region: 36-782 (248 amino acids)
Biological process (GO): negative regulation of DNA-templated transcription
Molecular function (GO): DNA binding
Source: RefSeq, a predicted model, not a curated record
AAAAGCCCUCUGGCCCAAAGCAGGAGCUAUUGGACAUGUUAAAAAAAAAAACUGACGACAUCCAGCAAAGGGAAGAAGCUGCUUUAAAGAAGCAGAAAAAGAGGCCAACAUAUGACGAUAGGGGUGGCCUAGUCACUGAGCUGAAGUACAAGGUACAGAGACUUGAAGGCCUUGUGGAAAGAAAGUGCAAAAAAAUUGAGGAACUGCGAAACAAAAACGAAGAGUUGGAGCAGGAGGCCAUGAAGCUGAGGCAGCUGAACAUGAGGCUGCAGGAAAAAAUGCUGACAGCCAUAGAUGAAGGCACAGGCUACAGUAGAGCUUCGUGCUCCACUAAGAGCGGACCAGACCACUCGACGAGGGAAGUGGAUAUUGACAGCAUGGACGUGAUUCCUAGGGAGAAAACACCGCCACAGGAUGAUUACGCAAGAAAAGAGAAUGCCAUGGUGGACAUUGGCGGUGGCCUUCAAAUAAAUUCUAGCGCAUGGCACCACAUUCAGGGCCAUCAAAAGGAUUCCCUUUUCGUUAAGGACCUCCUCCUGGGAAUUUGGCCCAAGGACCAGCUGAAAAACCGCUCUUUGCAAGGGAAGCGGUGUCCACGAUUUCCCGAUCGGCCUGCAAAGGCUCCACUGACACCUUGGAAAGUGGAAGUGAUGCGUGACUGUUACAGACGGAGACUGCAGCGCCAGGGGAUUCCCGAAACCCUUAUGCCUGCUGCACUCAAGCAGCUGAACCAUUUCGUGGUUGAGAAGCUGGCAGACCUUGAGAGGCUGGCAAAACGGUGAGGUGCUGUUAUAAAUGUGUUUUGACUAAUUUCAGGGAGGUUCUUUGUAUGUAGUUUUUAAAUGACAUGCAGCCUGGUAAAGAAAGUGUUUAAAGC